Messenger RNA from Anolis sagrei ordinatus, 1556 nucleotides. RefSeq names its product serine/threonine/tyrosine interacting protein (gene STYX). Gene Ontology annotation, cellular component: cytoplasm; nucleoplasm. Lineage: Eukaryota; Metazoa; Chordata; Lepidosauria; Squamata; Anolidae. Gene Ontology annotation, molecular function: F-box domain binding; protein tyrosine/serine/threonine phosphatase activity. The record is from RefSeq and is a predicted model, not a curated record. Gene Ontology annotation, biological process: negative regulation of SCF-dependent proteasomal ubiquitin-dependent catabolic process; regulation of ERK1 and ERK2 cascade; protein dephosphorylation.
CGUGGCUUAGAGGGGGCAAGCGAGGAGGAGUGCGCGUGCGCGGUGCUUGUGAGGCGAAAGAAGGCAGGAAGGAAGGAGUGACCGGGCGGAGUGGGAGGGGCCGGCUCGCUUGCUCGCUCGCUCGCUUGCUUGCCAGCCAACAGCAUGGCGGCUGGGCGCGAGCCGCCGCCGCCGCUGCCUCCUCUUCUCCUCCUCGUUCUCCCUUCUGCUUUCCCUUCCCUCCUCCUCCUCCUCCUUCUUGCUGGCGGCCUGGCGUCUUCCUCCGCGGGAGCCCCUCGUAGGCCCUCGCUCGGCCUCUUCCUUGGCCCCCUUCUUCUUCUUCCCUUCUGAGAGGAGAGGAGAAAGGAGGCAGCCUGACAGAAAAAGAGAGAGAGAGAGAAAGAAAGGGAGGAGGAGGAGGAGGUCGUCGCCGGUCCCUCGCCGCCCGGCCAUGGAGCUGGCCAAGCCGGUCUUCCCCGCGCUGCCCCAGCCCAAAGAGGACUCCGAGGACUGGACAUAUCCAAUGAGAAGAGAGAUGCAGGAGAUUUUACCUGGGUUGUUCCUGGGACCGUAUUCUUCAGCUAUGAAAAGCAAGCUACCUAUACUUCAGAAGCAUGGAAUCACUCAUGUAAUAUGCAUAAGGCAGAAUAUUGAAGCAAACUUUAUAAAACCAAACUUCCAGCAGUUAUUUAGGUAUUUAGUCUUGGAUAUUGCAGAUAAUCCCAUUGAAAACAUAAUAAGGUUUUUCCCUACGACUAAGGAGUUUAUUGAUGAAAGCUUACAGACUGGAGGGAAAGUUCUUGUCCAUGGGAACGCAGGGAUUUCCAGAAGUGCUGCCUUAGUUAUUGCAUAUAUAAUGGAAACAUUUGGAGUGAAGUACAGGGAUGCAUUUACGUAUGUGCAAGAAAGAAGGUUUUGUAUAAAUCCCAAUGCUGGAUUUGUUCAUCAACUUCAGGAAUACGAAGCCAUCUAUCUUGCAAAGUUAACUAUCCAAAUGAUGUCGCCUCGACAGCUGGAACGGUCACUGUCUGUUAGUACAGGAAGCCUGAAACGUACUCACGAAGAAGAUGAAGAGAUCGCCAAUAUGCAAGCAGCAGCUCAGAACGGUUGAUGCCAAGGGCCCCGCGGACUUGCUCUUUUGGGACUUUCUCUUUUGGGACUUUCUUCUUGUGGCAGCUGCUAAUCUCACCAGGAUGAACAACCACCGGAUGUGAUUUUUUAACAUGGGAGAUAAAUCCACCUUCCUUAUGCAAACCUGCUCUUCCAGUAGCACACCAAGCAACAUUUUAAAGGUAUUGGAUCCCUUGGCUGACUAGAUGGCACUGAUUGUUUUACUCCUCCUGGUCUUUUUUUUUUUUACACUUCAUAGUUAUACCCUAAACCAAGACUUUGGACUUGCAAAGAGGUAUUAUUGCAAUAAUGCACUUUUCAUACUUGAAAUUUUCUUUAUUUGUAUUGCUAAAGUUAUGACUUCGGCAAAAAUGCAAGUGGGGAUGAUUUGUUUAUAAAGUUUUGUGUAAUUUAUAACAAGAGUAUUUAGUAAAAAAAAGAAAAAAGAAACAAAUUCCUAAAAUCCA